UAAAGAACCGACGGGGGGAGUCUGGCGCGGCGCUCCCGCAGGGGUUCCAGCGAAAAGGUUCGCGCCACUCCUGGUGGGGUUCGUCAGUAUCCCGCGGUUCUUCGACGAGCUGGCAGAUCCGAAGUCUCCGUCCACGCUAAAGGAAAUGGUUACUGAACUCUUUGGGCAUUUUCAUCAAUUUUAAUUUGUGUCUGUCUUAAUAGAUUACACUAUUCUUUAAAUGUCUCUGCUAUUGAAUCUCUUACGGCAAUUGCUGGAGUAUUAUGGUGUGGUCCCAGAACUGGCCUUGCAAAGGUGUAAAUUGUAUCUAAAUGGCCUUGUUCGUAUGAUUGGACCUCAUCUUUCUUCAAAUACCUUUUCAAGAACAUGCUUCCAAGAAUUAUGUAUCAAUUCCAGGAAUUGUUUGAUAUCCUGGGUUUCAGAAGGAAAAAGAUACGGACCUACUCGAAGUUUAGUUCGUAGAUUGGGAGCGUGUCUUACAUUAAUUCCUUUUUCAAGACCUCACUUUCAGCUUGUCCAAAGUCUGAAGUCUUUUGAGGAACAAUACAGCACCGUUAAUUCUGUUCAACCAUCUCUUGCCGAUGCCCUGUGGAUGGUAGAUGAAGACAGAAAUCUAUGCACUAAAUUCAGAUUUGAGGAACGGAGAGGGUUUGCCACUCCAUCUGUACUUCCUUUGCCAAUUUCUUCAAAAGAAAAAAGUGAAAAAACAACUGUUGAGGGUGAAGAUGCAUUCGAAAAAAUUCAUGUUCUUGAAAAUGAAUUAGCACAUCUUCGUAAACAGAUUGCUGCAAUUUUGGCAGCAAACAGGGCAGUAAAUGAUCAAUCCUGUUCAGACACUGGGACUUCAUCAAACACUCCUAAUGAUUUCCCUCAGCCAGGAAUGGUUUUUAUGCCAGCUCCUACUUCUCUUUGUAACGUAAUCAUACCUCCACCUCCACCACUGCCCCCUUCAUUUGGGUUAAAGUCUGAUUUUGAUUCCCAUAAUUCGGCAGUUCAGCUUAUUAAACAACGUCGGGCUAUAAAGACUGAAAAGAUCAAAGAUAAGGCUGAACUUCAGAAAGCUAUUCCUGAUAUGAUGGAUGUUCUCAAGGAUAUAAAUAAUAUUAAACUCAGAGCUAUUGAGAAAUCUCCUGGAGGUACACCUUUACCCAAAAGAAAUAAGGUAAAGCCAUCUCAGUGGGAUCCAGCAGCUUUAAUAGCAGAAGCUCUUAAAGAGAAAUUUGGAUCACAAAGCAGUUGCGAUGAUUCAUUUGACAAAGAGAACAGCUCUUACGGUGCUUCACCAUUUUCUAGUCCAGAUACUCCAAUGGUUGAUUGUCACAUUUUGAAACCAAGCAUGAAGCAGAGACUUAACAAAACUGAAGAAGUAACAAAUGUAUUGUCUUCAAAAGUGAAACUUCAUAUAUAGUCAUGAUGUUGAUCUUGUGGAAGCAGCUGUGACUAUUGGGACUACUAUUAUUAUUUAUUAUUGCAUUGUACAAAGACUUACAAAUCUAACAGUUCUGAACACUCACUCUGUUGAGUGUUUACGUGAAUUUUUUAAAUUGCAUUUUUUAUCAGCUAUAAAUCUCUAUAAUUUUUUAUAUCCGUUUUAUGAUAUUGGUUUCAAAGUAUUAGUCAGAUGACUAAUGUGUAAAAAGAUAGUAAAAAGAACAUGUUAUUUCCUUGAUAUAUGGAAUCAUUUUAAAUUUCCCUAACUGAUUCUUAUAGCAUUUGCUUCCUCUUGUAUAUAAGUUGUGAACUUUCUGCAGUUGUGAAUGGAGUGGAAGAUUAUGAACAAACAUUGGAAAGUAUAUUGAUAUUUGACAUUUAUGAUGCAAAUAUUACUAAUGUGACUUCUUAUUAACUCUGUAAAUUUAUCUUCUAAAAUAGCUUUGUUUUACUGUAUGUGCAGAUUUAUACUUCUCCAUAGCUUAAAUGUAUCAAGUUUCACAAUUCUUGUGUGUUUGUCAAAGUUUAUGCAGGGUUACUCUCAUUAAUAAUUAGCCCCUUGUCUUGUAAUGCCCAGAUGCUAAAUGUAAGGGAGUCAUCUAAAAUUAGUUCACACAUCUCCACAAAUAGCUAAAUCAGCUUUGUCUGAGCUGGUUCAGAAGCAUUAGGCAGCACUGGCUGCGAAUCCCAAGACUUAAAUGUUGCCUAGUGUAAAUGUAUAUUUAUCAUUUCUGCUGAUAUGCUCUUGUUUGUAGUUAUUUGCAUCUUCUGUACACAAUAUGA
Messenger RNA from Pseudonaja textilis, 2214 nucleotides. Lineage: Eukaryota; Metazoa; Chordata; Lepidosauria; Squamata; Elapidae. The record is from RefSeq and is a predicted model, not a curated record.